AUGGCGAGAUGGCUGCCUCGCUCUGCAGACCUGACCCGCUUCUGCCAGAAACUCAACCGAGUGAAGACUUUGGAGGAUGACAUGAUGGAGACAUCCUUCAACAGAUGCCUCUCCACCAUUGACUUGACGCUGCUGGGCAUCGGGGGCAUGGUGGGCUCUGGGCUGUAUGUCCUCACUGGCACUGUAGCCAAGGAGAUUGCAGGCCCUGCUGUCAUUGUCUCCUUCAUCAUUGCUGGCUUUGCCUCACUCCUUGCUGCUCUCUGCUAUGCUGAGUUUGGAGCCCGUGUACCUAAGACAGGCUCUGCCUACAUGUUCACCUAUGUGUCUGUAGGUGAGAUCUGGGCCUUCCUCAUUGGCUGGAAUGUGCUGCUGGAGUACAUGAUUGGAGGAGCUGCAGUGGCCAGGGCAUGGAGUGGUUACCUGGACUCCAUCUUUAACCAUAAAAUAAAGAACUUCACUGAGACUCAUAUUGGCACAUGGCAGGUGCCAUUUCUGGCACACUACCCAGACUUCCUGGCAGCUAGCAUCUUACUAGUAGCCACUGCAUUCAUCUCCUUUGGGGCCAAAGUUUCUUCCUGGAUCAACCACGUCUUUUCAGCCAUCAGUAUGGGUGUCAUCCUAUUCAUUCUCAUCAUGGGCUUCAUCCUCGCACAGCCCAAGAACUGGAGUGCUCAGGAAGGAGGUUUUGCCCCAUAUGGGCUAUCAGGUAUCAUGGCUGGAACGGCCACCUGCUUCUACGCCUUUGUGGGCUUUGAUGUCAUAGCAGCCUCAAGUGAAGAAGCCAGGAACCCCCAGAGGGCAGUUCCCAGAGCGAUAGCUUUCUCCUUGGGUCUGGCCACUGGAGCCUACAUCCUAGUGUCCAUGGUGUUGACACUGAUGGUGCCCUGGUGUACGCUGGACCCUGACUCUGCACUGGCGGAUGCAUUUUACAGGAGAGGUUACUCCUGGGCUGGAUUUCUGGUUGCUGUUGGCUCCAUCUGUGCAAUGAAUACGGUCCUGCUAAGCAACCUCUUCUCCCUACCACGCAUCGUCUACGCCAUGGCAGAGGAUGGACUCUUCUUCCAGGUGUUCUCCCGGGUCCACCCCCGCACACAGGUGCCUGUCAUUGGCAUUGUGGUAUUCGGGGUGCUCAUGGCCCUGCUGGCCCUUGUCUUCGACCUGGAAGCCCUGGUGCAGUUCCUGUCCAUUGGCACACUGCUGGCCUACACUUUUGUGGCUGCUAGCAUCAUUGUGCUGCGCUUCCAGCAGCAGAAGGUCAAUGUUUGUGCUCAGCCAACUGGCAGGCGGCCGAGUCCUGAGCCCAGUGAGGGCCCUGCCACUGGUGAGCUGAAGGAGUACGAGUCCUUUUCUGACAAGCUCCAGCUAGUGGAUGGAGACAAGAGCAAAGAGCAGCGGGAGCCAGGGCAGCUGAAGGCAGCUUUCGAACCCUACCUGGAGUUCCUCAGCGACUUCUACCCAGGCGAGGUGGUCACCAUUGCUGUGGUUACCCUGAUGGUGUCUGCCAUCUGCCUGUGCUCUGUCUUGGUGUUUGGCAACACCCACCUCCACUUGCCAACCUGGAGCUAUUCCCUGCUGCUAGUCCUCUUCAGCCUAGGGUUCCUGCUCAGCCUUCUCCUCAUCUGGGCCCAUGAGCAGCAGCGCAGCACACAGACCUUCCAGAUACCCCUGGUCCCCCUGUCCCCAGCACUGAGCAUUGUCCUGAAUAUAUAUCUUAUGCUGAAGCUUAACUACAUGACAUGGCUCCGGUUCAGUAUCUGGCUGAUCAUAGGCCUACUUGUGUAUUUCGGUUAUGGCAUCUGGCACAGCAAAGAGAACCUGCGGGAGCCCAAGCCACAGCGCGUGAGUGCCCGGUACGUGGUGUUUCCCAGCGGUAGCCUGGAGGAGACGGUACGAGCAGUCCAGCCGAGCUCCCAGCCUGCCCUGGGGCUGCCGGAUGCAGACACCGAGGAGUCUAAGAGAUGAUGUUGUAGGGGAGGGGGCAUCUGGGUCACCACGGCUCUGGGAGCAUUUGCCCCCCUCCCCCAGAGAAGGCCUAAACCUCCCACUCUCCCCAGUCUCUUUUGCAGCGAAAGCCACCAGGGCCAGGUCUGUCCUUGGCACGUGGCUCUGUCUGGUGUGGGGACUGUGACACUUGUGCAUCCCCACCUGCUCCCAGCAGAGCAUGGUGUGGGGGAGCUGGCUCCCUCCCUUCCUGUCCCCAGCACUCAGGAACCAGCUCUCAUCCUGCAAAACCCAGUGCCUGUCUUGGUGACAAGGAGCCUUGUCCUCACCAAAUUCUGCCGAGCCUGCCCAGACCCCCAAGCAGCAUGUCUCGUUUCCUCUGACCCAGCAGUGCAGGUCCUGAGGACAGGCAGCCUGGGGGCUGUCCAUCCUGGCCGCAGCGUGGGCUCUCUCUGCAGCCAUAAUGAGCC
Rhea pennata is the source of this 2411-nucleotide messenger RNA. It is a transcript of the gene SLC7A4, whose product is annotated as solute carrier family 7 member 4. The record is from RefSeq and is a predicted model, not a curated record. Gene Ontology annotation, cellular component: plasma membrane. NCBI's taxonomy places the organism in Eukaryota, Metazoa, Chordata, Aves, Rheiformes, Rheidae. Bases 1 to 1962 code for a protein of 653 amino acids. The transcript has 4 exons. Gene Ontology annotation, biological process: amino acid transport; transmembrane transport. Gene Ontology annotation, molecular function: amino acid transmembrane transporter activity.